AUGGAUGAGCUAUUAAACUUCAAUGUCAUGGAUCUUAUUGUGAAGACAACUAAGAGGGUUGCAGCUGAUCAGAAGCGCUCUUGCGGUUAUGCACCUUACAUUCAGUUGCUCAUCAACUCCAAGGUUGGUAGCAAUAUCUACUUGCUUGAGCACAUGCACUUACCCCUAGAUGAGGAUUGCAUCAUCACUAUGGAUUCAGCUGAUACUAGUUCUGCUGCUUCUCAGGAGCAAGCAGAGUCUGCCAGAACUGCCGCAGAGGCCAGUGGGCCAAAUUUUGGAAAGCUCAAGGAAGCUUUUGACGCUCAUGACUAUGUCCGUGGUGAUGACAUGGAUGAGAGGACCACAACGCCAACCCCGUGGCUCACCAUCGCAUGGCAACACGCCGACUUUUUCCCUGGAUCGCUGGAGAAAAUAUUAGGGCAAGUUUUAAUCUUUCUCGCUCCUCCCCCUCCGAUCUCCCGACGAGAUUGUACUCGCUCCCGGAUCGUCGCCGGAGCGUCUCCUCGAUCAGUCGCAAAUCCAGGCGACUGGGACUGCAGGUCGUGCCAGCACCUCAACUUCAGUCGCCGGGACCUAUGCCAGCGCUGCGGCGAGCCACGCAGUGCCGCUGACCGUGGCAGCGUCGGUGGCGCUCUUGGUGGUGACUACGCCAACUUUGGCGGCCGUGGCGGGGGUGGUUCCUCCUUUGGUACCGGCUUUGGUGCCGGCUCUGACGUCCGCCCGGGCGACUGGUACUGCACCUGCGGGGCGCACAACUUCGCCAGCCGCUCCAGCUGCUUCAAGUGUGCUGCCUUCAAGGAGGAAGCUGCCGUCAAUGGUGGCGCUGGUGGCUUUGAUGGUGACAUGUCACGCUCAAGGGGCUUCGGCUUCGGCGCUGUCGGUGGCAUGGGUGGCGGCAUGGGAGCCGGCGCGGCCGGUGGUCGUGCCAGCCGCCCUGGCUGGAAGUCUGGCGACUGGAUUUGCACCAGGUCUGGAUGCAACGAGCACAACUUCGCCAGCAGGCAGGAGUGCUUCAGGUGCAACGCACCGAGGGACUCCGGCACUGAGGUGUAGGAAGGCCGCGGCGAUGAGCAGAAGCAGCAAAGGGUGUCCGUGUCCCGCAGUCGACAUCAUCAUCAUAAGAAGAAGAAGAAGAAAGUAGAAUGCAAAGAAAUCCUCCUCGAGUGCAUGCUUACUAGUUUUGUCUCUUCCCGUUUUAGAUUUGGUUGUCAUUUCCCAUUUGGGACCGUCCGUCUGUCCGUCUGAUCGAUGAUGACUAGCUAUGUUUACCGUUUUAUUAUUUCCGUUCCUUUCAUCAAGUUUGCAGUUCGAGUUAUGUAACCCAAAGACGUAUGCUUUGCUUCAGAAGUAUUAUUGACUAGUA
Molecule: messenger RNA, 1363 nt
Organism: Triticum aestivum (bread wheat)
Lineage: Eukaryota; Viridiplantae; Streptophyta; Magnoliopsida; Poales; Poaceae
Product: RNA-binding protein EWS
Exons: 7
Coding region: 1-1053 (350 amino acids)
Cellular component (GO): cytoplasm
Molecular function (GO): mRNA binding
Source: RefSeq, a predicted model, not a curated record